AUGAAUUCCAGCCUGGGAGGAGUGGAUGCUACACAGAGCUACCAUGGAUAUAAUUAUACCAAUGACUCAUAUAAGAAUCCAGGAGAUUUGGAUUUAGGAGGGAUUGCUUUGAUGGGGCUUACUUUAAUUACCUGCUAUGUUGGCUUGGUGGGCAAUGGCUACAUCAUCUGGCUACUUGGCUUCCAGAUUAAGAGAAACUGUUUCACCACAUUCAUCCUUAACUUGGCUGUUGCAGACUUUGGGUACCUCGUACUUAUAUUUAUAUAUUAUAUUUAUUCAUUUUUUGCCAAUUUUGAAGAAAACAAAAUUUUCCACCACUUCUGUUCCUAUUUUGUCCAAGUGAUGUACGUCAAUGCAAACUUUCUUCUGACAGCCAUCAGCAUCGACCGUUGUGUGGCUGUUCUCUUCCCAAUCUGGCAUCACUGUUCCCGGCCAAAGCAUUUGACCUCCAGCGUCUGUCUUGUCCUUUUCAAUAAUAUGAUAAAUCUGCUUUUGGGUACUAUACUGCUUUCUUGCUUAAAUAGCAGUAUUAACCCAGUGAUCUACUUUCUAGUUGGGAGAAAAGGAGGAGCUCAGUUCAAGGUGAACCUGAAGGCCAUUUUGCAAAACGCCUUCAAAGAAAGUGAAGCCACUGGAGGGAGAUAG
This is a messenger RNA of Thamnophis elegans (Western terrestrial garter snake), 645 nucleotides long. RefSeq names its product mas-related G-protein coupled receptor member X2-like. Gene Ontology annotation, cellular component: membrane. The transcript is spliced from 2 exons. Gene Ontology annotation, molecular function: G protein-coupled receptor activity. NCBI's taxonomy places the organism in Eukaryota, Metazoa, Chordata, Lepidosauria, Squamata, Natricidae. Gene Ontology annotation, biological process: G protein-coupled receptor signaling pathway. The record is from RefSeq and is a predicted model, not a curated record. The coding region runs from base 1 to 645 and encodes 214 amino acids.